UGCUGGCGCACGUCUCCCAACACGUCAGCGGGCCAAGCCACGCCUCAGUCAACAGCCUUUAACAGCCAGCCUCAUCCCUCGACUGUCUCACGAGCCGCUGCUCAAACACCACACACGUUUUAUUUUCCUUCGCUGUCCUUCAUUCCUCUCGCUUGCUCCUGUCUCGGCGCGCAUCGGUGCUGGAAUUCACUCGCUUUGACGACUGUCGUUCUCUGGUCCUCGUCAAGUCACAUCUCCUGGCCCUCGCUCAACACAGCUGAGGUUACGCGUACACGCACGUACACCAGCAUCCAUCAUAUCAAAUCAAUCACACAUCAGCACCCAGGAUGGCACCAACGCUCGAUUCAGGCGAGCUCGCGCCUGCACUGGCGACGCGCGAUCUGCAGAACCCGACACACACACAACAAGUCACGCUGGGCGUCAUCGCGGCCUACGUCGUCGGCAUCGCGAUCCUCUGGAACGUCCCCUACCUGCGCAUGGUGCUCUGGCCGUUCAAGAUGCUCGUCAUCGCCUUUCACGAGUUUGGCCACGCCAGCACGGCCAUCCUCACCGGCGGCAAGGUCAAGAGCAUCAGCCUGGACCCCAACGAGGGCGGCGUGACGCACCUGUCCGGCGGCAUCAGCGCUAUCACCCUGCCCGCCGGCUACCUGGGCAGCUCCAUCAUCGGCGCCGUGCUGACCCUGUGCGGCUUCAACAUCAACGCCUCCAAGAUUGUCAGCAUCGCCCUGGGCGUCUGCUUCCUGCUCACCCUGUGGUGGGGCAAGAAGGACUGGCUAACCAUCCUGACCAUUCUGCUCGCCGUCGCCCUGCUCGUCGGCUGCUGGUUCAUCAACCACGCCGAGGCGCUCCGCUUCGUCGUCCUCUUCAUCGGCGUCAUGUCCUCCCUCUACUCCGUCUGGGACAUUUGCGACGAUCUCAUCCUGCGCAAGGUCAACUCGUCGGACGCGAGUGUCUUUGCCAAGCGGUACGGUGGCUCGUCGCGGUGCUGGGGACUGAUUUGGUCCCUGAUUUCCGUCAUGUUCAUGGCGGCGGGGAUCGUGGUCGGCCUCGCGGCCUUUUCGCAGAGCUUCGAGCAGCAGAAGGAGGAUGCUCAGCACUUUAUCCCCACAUGAACUGAAGCAGGAAGAACGGAGGCGUUAAUCGGGUGUGUUUGAGCAUCUGGGACAGACUUGAAUUUGGAUUUCUUUUGGGAGUUUGGGGUGGGGAUGGCAACACAAUACGAAGACGACGACGACGACCUAGUUCUGGAUACCCAAUGCAACUGACUCUGUAUA
Messenger RNA from Emericellopsis atlantica, 1274 nucleotides. RefSeq names its product peptidase M50B-like-domain-containing protein. NCBI's taxonomy places the organism in Eukaryota, Fungi, Ascomycota, Sordariomycetes, Hypocreales, Bionectriaceae. Bases 327 to 1112 code for a protein of 261 amino acids. The record is from RefSeq and is a predicted model, not a curated record. The transcript has a single exon.